Molecule: messenger RNA, 1027 nt
Organism: Harpia harpyja (harpy eagle)
Lineage: Eukaryota; Metazoa; Chordata; Aves; Accipitriformes; Accipitridae
Product: granzyme A-like
Exons: 5
Coding region: 25-804 (259 amino acids)
Biological process (GO): proteolysis
Molecular function (GO): serine-type endopeptidase activity
Source: RefSeq, a predicted model, not a curated record
AAGGGGGAACACCAGACAGAAAUCAUGGGACCUCUCCUCACUUUGUCCACCUUUGCUGCUGUUAUUCUCCUGGUAAUUCAUGGAGGUUUGUGUGUGGACAUCAUUGGAGGAAAUGAAGUAGCACCACACUCGAGACCAUUUAUGGCCCUUAUCAACAGCGCAAAUGGAAAAUUUAUUUGUGGAGGAGCUUUGAUCAAGAAAAACUGGGUGUUAACAGCUGCCCACUGUAAUGCGGAAGGAGGUGAAGUUAUUCUUGGAGCUCAUUCACGGAAAGCAAACGAAAGAGAAAAACGGGUUAUUCGGAUUGCAAAACAAAUUCGCUACCCACGCUACCGUUCCGAUCGUAAGGAAAAUGACAUCAUGCUACUGCAGCUUAAGAAAAGAGCAAGACUUAAUAAAGCUGUGCAGCUCAUUCCCCUGCCUACCUCAGAUGAUGAUCCCAAACCAGGAACAACUUGCACAGUAGCAGGAUGGGGACAAACUCAGAAUCAUCCGAGAAAGACUUCUGAUACCCUGAGGGAGGUCAAUAUCACUGUUAUCAGCAGGAAAAUCUGCAAUGACAACCAUCAUUAUAAAAACAACCCUGUUAUAACAGACAACAUGAUAUGCGCAGGAGCUAAGAAUGGAGGAAAGGACUCAUGUUCUGGGGAUUCUGGUGGACCUUUAAGAUGCAAUAAUGUGAUGAGAGGCAUCACUGCUUUCGGGAAGGCAAACAAGUGUGGUAGUGCUGAUGGCCCUGGUGUCUACACUCGACUCACAAAGCAAUACCUUCAGUGGAUAAGGAAAACCAUAGGGGAAGCCUAAUAGAUUGGGUUUUGACCAAGCAAUUUCCUACUAUGUACUUGUGUAAUAAUACCUAGUUUUGAAAAACGCUUUUUAAAAUAGCUUCAUUAUACUGGUAAAAGAGGUAUUCUCACACUGAAUUUUAGCAGUUUGAUGUCCUUAUAGGUGAAAAUAUGUAUGUCUGUUUUCAGGACAGAUGUGAUCUUAACAGGGCCAGGACACAGUGCUCUGAUACAACAGCAUU